AUGCGUCUAGGAGAGUUAAACGUUAGCCUGGUGAAAACACUGGUCUAUGGGUUUUCGGGCGUGGAAGAGGUGGCCAUUGGCGAGGUUUCUUUGCAGAUAACUUUGGGGACGUCGCCUUUGACACAAACUCACAUAAUACGUUUCCUGGUGAUGGAUACCCCGUCAACAUACAAUGUAAUAUUGGGGAGGCCGACCCUAAACAAAUUUGAGGCUAUCCUUUCAACAGUACACAUGAAGUUGAAAUUCCCUGUGGGAAGGGAGGUAGGCGAGGUAAGAGGGGAUCAGGAGGACUCAAGGCGUUGCUAUGCCGAUGGAGUACGAGUAGCCAGCAAAAAGCGAGGAGAGAUAGUACAUUCGCUGCAAGAAGUACAAAGGACGGUGGACACUGAUAAUAAGAAGCCUCGGGUGACUCCGAUGGAGGAAUUGUUGACGAUAGAAUUAUGGCCGCAAACGCCAGUAUGUACCACUCGGAUCGAUAGCGAGAUGAGUGGGGAAGUAUGUCGGGAACUGAUAGCAUUUUUACAAGAGAAUCACGAUGUAUUCUCUUGGGGUCCGAGGGAUUUGAAGGGCAUCGACCCCAAGUUUGUUCAACAUCGUCUAAAUAUUCGGACCGACACCCGACCAAUAAAGCAGAAGAGACGGCAUUUCGGAGCCGAGAAAGAUGGGAUAAUAGCUGCGGAAGUAGAACGACUUCUACAGGCGGGACACGUCAAGGAGAUCCAAUUUCCUAAUUGGUUGUCCAAUGUGGUGCUGGUAAAGAAAGCCGAGGGAAAGUGGCGAAUGUGCAUAGAUUUUAGAGAUAUCAAUAAGGCAUGUCCAAAAGAUCAUUAUCCUUUGCCAAGGAUUGAUCAAUUGGUAGACUCCACGGCGGGGUAUGAAUUAUUAAGCAUGAUGGAUGCUUCGCAAGGGUAUCAUCAGAUCAUGCUCCAUCCGGAUGAUCAUAAAAAUGUCAGUUUCGUUACGGCGGCGGACACAUUUUGUUACGUCGUCAUGCCGUAUGGGUUGAAGAAUGUCGGGGCAACAUAUCAACGGCUGGUGGAUACCAUGUUCCGAAGUCAGCUGGGAAGGAAUAUGGAAGUAUAUGUUGACGACAUGUUGGUCAAGAGUAAGGAGGCGAGAACUCACAUCGAGGACUUGAGAGAGACCUUCGCCAAGUUACGGCAGUACGAAAUGAAGCUCAACCCGGCGAAGUGUUCUUUUGGGGUGCGAGCGGGAAAUUUUUUGGGGUACAUGGUGACCGAGCGUGGUAUCGAGGUGAAUCCAGAGAAGGUGCAGGCUGUGCUGGGUAUGAGAUCCCCGAGGACGGUCAAGGAGGUUCAGGUUUUAACGGGAAGAAUGGCGGCAUUGGGGAGAUUUAUCUCGGGGUCAGCAGCAAGAAGCUUACCUUUCUUUGAAGUAUUAAAAAAGAAUAAAUCAUUUGUGUGGACGGCGGAAUGUCAGCUCGCAUUCGAUCAAUUGAAGGCAUACCUCGUUCAAGUCCCCCUUCUGCCAAAGCCAAUAAAAAAUGAAUCUCUUCUCUUAUAUGUCGCGGCAGGGCAGGGAGUAGUUAGCUCGGUAUUGGGCGCAGAACAAAGGUAUUCUGAUAUAGAGAAAAUCGCCUACGCAAUAAUGAUAUCAGCCCAGAAGUUGAAGCCUUAUUUCUUGUCACAUGCCAUCAUAGUAAGGACUAAUUACCAUCUGAAGCAGAUAUUGAGCAACCCCGAGGUAUCAGGUAGAAUGGUGAAAUGGGCGGUAGAGUUGGGACAAUAUGAUGUGGAGUUCCAACCUCGUGUUGCUAUAAAAGAGCAAGUGCUGGCGGAUUUCAUCCAAGAAACUACGCCGGGGUGUGGCGAGGUAGAAGGCGAGGUAUGGGAGGCUCACGUGGACGGUUCGUCCAUUAUUGGAGGUUGCGGGGUAGGAAUUGUAUUAACUAGCGCAAAGGGCGAGGUAUCCGAAUAUGCUGUGAGGUUGGCAUUUCGGGCAUCCAAUAAUGAAGCAGAGUACGAGGCAAUCAAAGAGGGGCUUAUGCUGGCCUGGGCUAGGAGAGUGAGAUUCAUCAGAGUAUUUUCGGACUCUCAAUUGAUCGUUCAGCAGAUCAAGGGGGCCUUCGACGUAAAGGAUGAACGAAUGGGCCGAUACGUGGCUCAGAUUUUCAAGCUUAUGGCUCAAUUUGAUCAUUGCAAGGUAACACAGAUCCCUCGGGAGGAGAAUCGUCGGGCGGAUUUCUUGGCAAGGAUGGCUAGUUCGGCAGCGGGGGUAAGGGAGCGAUCUAUAUCGUUGAGAGUGGAGACGGAAUGCGAUGCCAAGGCCAAAGUCUUGAGCAUAGAAGUGAAGAAGGAUUGGAGGCAGCCAUUAUUGGCGUUUCUACGAGGUGAAAAAGUGUCCGGUAGAAAAGAGCAGGACAAAAUGCAUGAGGGGUGUUGUGGCAAUCAUACUGGCGCCAAGAGCUUGGCGAAGCGACUUUUACAAGCGGGAUAUUUCUGGCCACCAAUGAAAAAAGACUCGGGGGAUUUGGUUAAACGUUGCUCCAAAUGCCAAAGGCAUGCUCCGCUGAUUCACGUGCCGGCCGAGGAGCUGGGUAUCAUGACAUCGCCUUCCCCUUUUUCCCAAUGGGGAAUUGAUAUCGUCGGUCCUUUCCCGGUGGCUUCCGGCCGAUCACACCCACAAGCUAAUGGACAAGUGGAGGUAACUAAUCGGAUAAUAGUAUCGGGCAUAAAGAAGAGAUUGGAAGAGGCCAAGGGGGCCUGGACGGAGGAGCUUGCAGUAUUAUGGGCAUAA
This is a messenger RNA of Erythranthe guttata (spotted monkey flower), 2757 nucleotides long. NCBI's taxonomy places the organism in Eukaryota, Viridiplantae, Streptophyta, Magnoliopsida, Lamiales, Phrymaceae. The record is from RefSeq and is a predicted model, not a curated record.